AUGUCGUUAUUUACCAACACUACCACAAAUGGAACCAGUAUUACCGCCGAGAACGCAAUUGAACAAUAUGAAGAACCAAAAGCUCUGUACAUUUUCCGUUUAACCCUGUUCUCCGUGAUCAUCUCGGCCAGUUUAAUCGGCAACUCGAUGGUUUGUUAUGCUGUGUGUACCAUACCUUCCCGCAAGCCUCUGUCCUACCAUCUCGUCGCUAACAUGGCCUUCGCAGAAAUUCUAAGCAGUGUUUGUUUGGCCGUCAUGUUUGCGAGCUGGCAGAAUCCAACUGACGUCGUUCUUCAAGAGGCCGCAUGCAUUUUGAAUCCGUUGCAAGUAGUUGCUCUUCUCGUUGUGAUCUACUCACUGGCUGCCAUCGCUUUUUAUCGUUACAGAUUCAUUGUAAACUCUCUUCCACGCGGACCAUUCGUUAAGAAGAUUACAAUUCUGACCAUAUCUGGGCUGUGGCUGUUGUCAUUUGCAAUCGCCUGCCCCUUUUUCUUCGGUCUCAGAUUUAGAAAUGGUGUAUGCAUCGAGCUGCCUGUCGUAAACAAUGAGUACUAUGUAAUAAUUAGAUUCAUCCUAAAUUACGCUUUACCUUAUGUGAUAAUGCUGGCAUCUUACGGAGCCGUGGCGUGGAACCUGAAUAGGCGGAUUGGACAGAUAGAAAAGAGGACCCGAAACUCGACGGUCGCAUCAAUUGACCAAAAUCAAGCUGAACUCGAAGUUAUGCAAGACAACGAGCAGCAAAGAUACACUCCAUGUGAGGAGAACGAAACAAAAAAAAGAAUGGUUGAGCAAAAGAGCCGAAGAGGUACUAAACACGAAACUACAGACUUGGAGAGAGAUUUACUGAAGAUGAUUUUUGUACUUAUUAUUACUUUUGUUGUUUGUUAUUUUCCUUAUCAAGCCCAUUAUGUGUGGGAAAGAGUUUGCAACAUCACUGCGUAUCAAUUUAAAUAUCAUCAACUCUUUAUUGAUUAUAAUUUUAUUUUGAUUUGCCUUCCCAGCGCCUUACAUCCUUUGUGUUAUGGAACAAUGAACAGUUUCUUUGCUAAGGCGUUCUCCAAAAUUAUUCUCUGCAAAUCCGUGCAAUCUUAA
Pocillopora meandrina is the source of this 1092-nucleotide messenger RNA. NCBI's taxonomy places the organism in Eukaryota, Metazoa, Cnidaria, Anthozoa, Scleractinia, Pocilloporidae. The record is from the annotation of a GenBank genome assembly.